Molecule: messenger RNA, 1857 nt
Organism: Phacochoerus africanus (Common warthog)
Lineage: Eukaryota; Metazoa; Chordata; Mammalia; Artiodactyla; Suidae
Gene: TSKS
Product: testis specific serine kinase substrate
Exons: 11
Coding region: 59-1762 (567 amino acids)
Cellular component (GO): centriole
Molecular function (GO): protein kinase binding
Source: RefSeq, a predicted model, not a curated record
AGAGUAGGUGGAGGGUCUCAGAGGGAGGAGCCCCUGGGAGCCGGGCCCCCCACACUCCAUGGCGAGCGUGGUGGUGAAGACGAUCUGGCAGUCCAAGGAGAUCCAUGAGGCCGGGGACCCCCCUGCGGGGGUCGAGAGCCGCUCCCAGCUGGUCCCCGAGGCUCCUGGGGGGGUGGCCAGCCCCGUCAAGGGGAUCACGAAGAAAAAGAAGGCCGUGUCCUUCCUCGGGGUGGAGCCUCGGAUGUCCCAUGAGCCAAUGCACUGGUGCCUGAACCUCAGACGGUCCUCCGCCUGCACCAAUGUGUCUCUGCUCAACCUGGCCGCCAUGGAGCCCACCGACUCUUCGGGGACAGACUCAAUCACGGAAGACAGCGGCCUGCUGGCACUGCCCGUGCCCCCUGCCUCCCCCACCCCGCCCUGGGCUCCAGAUGACCCAGACAUCACGGAAAUACUGAGUGGGGUCAACAGUGGAUUGGUCCGCGCCAAAGACUCCAUCACCAGCUUGAAAGAGAAGACCACCCGCGUUAACCAGCACGUGCAGUCGCUACAGAGUGAGUGUUCUGUGCUGAGUGAGAAUCUAGAGCGAAGGCGGCAGGAAGCGGAGGCGCUGGAAGGGUACUGCAGUCAACUCAAGGAGAACUGCCGGAAGGUGACCCGGUCGGUGGAAGAUGCUGAAAUAAAAACCAACGUCCUGAAGCAGAACUCUGCCCUGCUGGAGGAGAAGCUGCGCUACCUCCAGCAGCAGCUGCAGGAUGAGACGCCAAGGAGGCAGGAGGCCGAGCUGCAGGAGCUGGAGCUGGAGCAAAAGCUGGAGGCUGGCCUCUCCCGGCAUGGCCUGGGCCCUGCCACCCAGCCUCCAGGCUGCUCCAGCCUGCCAGGGAGUCCCGACGAAUCCCAGAGACCACGAGGCCUGGCUCCAGGUGGCUGGGGGAUGGGGCCCCGGGCAGGGAAGGGCCCCAUCCUGAGUGAGCAGGAGUUGCAGAAGGUCUCAACCGGCCUUGAGGAGCUGAGGAGGGAGGUGUCCUUGCUGACCGCCCGGUGGCAUCAGGAGGAGGGGGCUGUGCAGGAGGCCCUACGGCUGCUCGGGGGCCUGGGCGGCAGGCUCGACGGAUUCCUGGGCCAGUGGGAGCGGGCGCAGCGCGAACAGGCGCAGACCUCACGGGGUCUGCAAGAGCUGCGGGGCCGGGCGGACGAGCUGUGCACCUUGGUGGAACGGUCAGCAGUGUCUGUGGCUUCACUAAGGAGCGAACUGGAGGGGCUGGGCCCAGUGAAACCGAUUCUGGAGGAGCUUGGGCGGCAAUUCCAGAGCUCUCGAAGAGGGUCUGACCUCUCUAUGAACCUGGAUCGGGGCCCCCAAGGCCCCUGUGCCCGCUGUGCCAGCCAGGGGCAGCAGUUGUCCACGGAGUCCUUGCAGCAGCUGCUGGAACGAGCACUGACCCCGCUAGUGGAUGAGGUGAAGCAGAGGGGCCUGGCUCCUGCCUGUCCCAGCUGCCAGAGGCUACACAAGAAGAUUCUGCCCAGUCCAGCAAGCCCAGCCGCAUCUACACUCCCCUCCCCAGGAGCUGGAGCGCCAGGCCUUAGCCAAACACGUCAGGGCAGAGGCCCUGAGCUCCACCCUUCGGCUGGCCCAAGACGAAGCCUUGCGGGCCAAGAACCUGCUGCUGACGGACAAGAUGAAGCCGGAGGAGAAGGUGGCUAUUCUGGACUAUCUCCACUUGAAGAUGUGCUCCCUCCACGAUCAGCUCAGCUACCUGCCACUUGAGGGGUCCAUGGGGACAAUGGGGGGAGGAAGUGGGGGGGCAGCCCCCCCAAAAUGUGGGGGCCCAACCCCUGAGCAAUAAACGGCCCCUCAUGCUG